GAGAGAAAAACCUAAACGAAAAAGUAAAUCAGGCCGGGUUAAGUAUAACGUUUAUGAGGAUAAUUAGGAAAUAGAUUUGCCUGGCAGAUAGAGAAAUGAAAAUAAUUGUAGUCAUAUAUAAACGACAACUUGUUUUUGUGGUACUAGGAUAAUUUCGAACACACAUUCAGCGAUGAACGGUAUGAACGGGAGACGAAUACCAUGCACCUGCCCGAACAAUUUCCAGAACAUUCUAGUCGUCGGUACUCCGAAUCAGGACCACGCGGAUAAGCAUCAGUGCAUCAAGACAAUCAAGUUCAACAGCAAGGAAUAUGAAGUUGGAGCCUACGAAACAGUCCCGGACGUUACAGCUAAAGGAGUCAUGCGAGGUGUGCGUGUCGAAGUUUCCCCGAGAGACAUUACGGCAGCCAUUAUUACACCACGAAAUCGGACGGCGAUCGCAGCCAAACGACAGGGAAACAGCACAACUGUGAUCAUUUUAUUCGACGGUUACAAGGUUCCCCCAAACGUGAAUUAUGGAGGAGUGCUCACGAGAUGCUCGUUGUACAGGAAACGAGUGUACUUUUGAAAACAGUGUAAUAGACUCGAACACACAAGAGACGUGUGCCCGAAGCCUGAGGAUAAGCUAUGUGCGGCAUGCGGCAAGACCAACCCGGAUCAAGAUCACAUAUGACAGCCCAGGUGCCAGCUGUGCGGAAUCGACCACCCCACUGGCCGUAAAAACCUGUAAUGCCAAGUUCAAGAAACCCUAUAUAGUCAAGCACCGACAAUGGCUUCAAGUAAUCCAACAAGAAGAACAGCAGCAGCAGCUUCGCUUCGCGGUCGGGCCUGCCGAGCGAGGCAGAUCCAGAGGCAGAGAAACGCCUCAGGCCAGAUCCCGAUCCAGGUCGCUGGCGAGAUCCAGGUCCAGGUCCCGGGGAAGACAGGCAAACCCGGAUACGACGCCUAAGGUGCCAAAUCUGAGGUCAAGCUUCAUUGGGAACAAGCUGAAUUUUCUGCAGGUGCAUCAGCCUGUGGAACUGUCUAAGCCAGCUCACUGAAUCGUGAAGUGACCAAUGUGUGAUAACAGAUAGCCACGAAGCAAAACUCACAAGGUGCAUUAGAAACAUUUUGUUUGUGUAAUGGCGUGUUAUUGAUUUCAUUUAUUAAAA
Dermacentor silvarum is the source of this 1151-nucleotide messenger RNA. RefSeq lists its product as uncharacterized. Bases 516 to 1040 code for a protein of 174 amino acids. NCBI's taxonomy places the organism in Eukaryota, Metazoa, Arthropoda, Arachnida, Ixodida, Ixodidae. The record is from RefSeq and is a predicted model, not a curated record. The transcript is spliced from 2 exons.